Messenger RNA from Xiphias gladius (swordfish), 2664 nucleotides. RefSeq names its product histidyl-tRNA synthetase (gene hars). The transcript is spliced from 14 exons. Gene Ontology annotation, cellular component: mitochondrion; cytoplasm. The record is from RefSeq and is a predicted model, not a curated record. Gene Ontology annotation, biological process: mitochondrial translation; histidyl-tRNA aminoacylation. The coding region runs from base 396 to 1964 and encodes 522 amino acids. Lineage: Eukaryota; Metazoa; Chordata; Actinopteri; Istiophoriformes; Xiphiidae. Gene Ontology annotation, molecular function: ATP binding; histidine-tRNA ligase activity; identical protein binding.
CACAUUAAUAAAAGCCAUGGAAAACAAGACACGGAUACAAGAAGCGAUUAAAAUCCAAGGUGAAAGCGUCCGGAGGUUAAAGUCAGAGAAGGCGAGCAAAGAGCAGUGCUAGGGUUGCUUACCACUUUUCUCCUGUUCUUCCUGCCUGACCCUGGAUGACCUUGGCCUGCCUUGCCCCUCAUCAUCAUCACCACCAUCUACGUCUGGGGAAUCAAACCCUCCUGGAUGUUACUGUGCAACUCUCCUCCUACUGACCAUUGUAAUUGGCUGCUGUGGCUGGCCCUGGACAAUACCACUGGAUAAUGCUGUACCCAUGACAUACUCCUGAACUUUUGCUUGUCCAAUUUCUGGACUUUUUUUUAACCCUUAUUUUUUUGUAUCCCCUGUGCUGUGGGAUGAAUAUGCUGGGCAUAUUUUGUAUUCGUGCUUGCUAUGGUCCGGUGGGCUUUUGGACUGCAACACGUGUCCGAUCUCUGCAUUCUUUUUCUGGGAUCACUGUGGCUCAGAUUGAUGAAGAGGUAGCCAAACUGCUGGAGCUGAAGGCUCAGUUGGGAGGAGAUGAUGGCAAACAUCAGUUUGUCCUCAAGACAGCAAAGGGAACGAGGGACUAUAACCCCAAGCAGAUGGCCAUUAGAGAGAGAGUCUUUAACACCAUCAUCAGCUGCUUCAAACGCCACGGAGCAGAGACCAUUGACACACCUGUUUUUGAACUAAAGGAAACGUUGACAGGGAAGUAUGGAGAAGAUUCCAAACUCAUCUACGACCUCAAAGACCAAGGAGGAGAGCUGCUGUCCCUCAGAUAUGACCUCACUGUGCCCUUUGCCCGCUACCUGGCAAUGAACAAGAUAACCAACAUCAAGCGCUACCACAUUGCUAAGGUGUAUCGCCGCGACAACCCAGCCAUGACCCGUGGACGCUACCGAGAGUUUUACCAAUGUGAUUUUGACAUAGCAGGGCAGUAUGACGCCAUGAUUCCAGAUGCUGAGUGUCUAAAGAUUGUCCACGAAAUCCUCAAUGAGCUAGACCUUGGAGACUUUCGUAUCAAGGUCAAUGACAGACGCAUUCUCGAUGGGAUGUUUGCUGUGUGUGGUGUUCCAGGUGACAAGUUCCGUACCAUCUGUUCAACAGUGGAUAAACUGGACAAGAUGGCCUGGGAGGAUGUGAAGAAGGAGAUGGUAAAUGAGAAAGGCUUGUCAGAGGAGGCUGCCGACCAGAUUGGGGAGUAUGUCAGUAUGCAGGGUGGAAUGGACUUAGCAGAGCGCCUCCUUCAGGACCAGAAAAUGUCUGAGAGUAAGCAGGCCUGUGCUGGCCUCUCAGACAUUAAGCUGCUCUUCAGCUACCUGCAGCUCUUCCAGGUCACAGACAAGGUGGUGUUUGACCUCAGUCUGGCCCGUGGUCUGGACUAUUACACAGGAGUCAUUUAUGAGGCAGUGCUGACUCAGGCAGGUGUGGCCCCGGUCUCCACUGAAGCCCAACAUGGGGCACCUGCAGAUGAGAGUGUCAGUGUGGGCAGCGUGGCUGGAGGGGGUCGCUAUGACGGCCUGGUGGGCAUGUUUGACCCCAAAGGCAGGAAAGUGCCAUGUGUGGGCGUCAGCAUUGGCAUCGAGAGAAUCUUCUCCCUCAUGGAGCUGAAGGCUGAGGCAUCAGCAGAGAGGGUUCGUACCACAGAGGUUCAGGUCAUGGUGGCGUCUGCUCAGAAGAACCUGCUGGAGGAGAGACUCAAACUCGUCACUGAGCUCUGGAAUGCUGGCAUUAAGGCAGAGGUGAUGUACAAGAAGAACCCCAAACUGCUGAGUCAGCUGCAGCACUGUGAGGAGUCGGGGAUCCCCCUGGUGGCCAUACUGGGAGAACAGGAGCUGAAAGAUGGAGUAGUCAAACUACGUGUUGUGGCCACCAGAGAGGAGUUUGAUAUUUCCAGAGCUGAUCUAAAGGGUGAGAUCAGGAGGAGGACCUCUGAGAACUAGCCAUUCCUUUCCUUCCAGCUACAACCCCAGCUGCAUCACCUGAUUGGUUAAAACACAGACCCUCUGCAGAAUUUUGUAAAAAAUUUCUUGUCUAGUCCUCUAUGGAGCAUGUUGGACAUCAAUGCAGUCCUGAAAAACACAUCCAAUCUCAUUUUCACAGCAGCUACAUAGACUGAUAUUAAAUGGAGCAGGUGUGACUCGUGUAAGGCUGUAACAGAGCAGGAAACCAAAAGCAAUGGGGGUGUUAAGAUGAUGUGCUUCUUAAAAGCUAACACUGUCAUUAGGGAGCAUCCAGAAAAAUAUGAUGGAGUUGACAUGAAAUGUGACAUGUUUUGGAAUUCUGUGUCUGUCAUGUAUUUGCUUUCAGUGUCAUCAUUGUACGAUAGGGUGCUCUGAGGAACAGAUAAUUGAUGCUAAUUCAAGCAAAGUUUCUUAAACUCCAAAAAGCUGCUGGAGAUCAAUUUGGCUUUAAUCAUAUUAUUUAGAAAAAUGUUUUUUUAGAGCAGCAUACCUGUACAAAUGUUUUAUUUCCUCAGGACCAAGUACGAGAAACUCUGACAUUUACUUUCUGCCUGAACCCAUCAGAUGAGUUUCUGCAGUUCAAUUUCUGACUUCAGCUCUUAACAAAAAAAAGGCUAAUUUCUACCUGUAUCAAACAUGCUUGUUCUGUUCAGUGUCUGAAAUAAACACAAUUAUAUCA